GAGUCUGUUGCAGUCAUCAUUAUUCUUCCUUGCUAUUCUUAAGAGUGUUGGCUAAUCUGAUAAAUCAUUGAUCAGGAUUUACAAAUCUCAUUUCAUCACAUUACAACUAUACACCGUUCGUACCUUUAGUUUUCACAUCCCUCUCUUCGCACUCUAAUAUUUCCUUCCCUAUCACAUCUCCGUCAUGUCAACUCAAGUCAAGAUUUGUUCUAAUAUAAAACUUUCCGACUCUCCUGAGUCUUCUCAUGCUCUCGAUGCCAUCGAUACGGAAAUGACGUCUCCGCUAACAUCGAUCGAUAACGAUAGUGACCGUAGCUUUACCCCCGACAAGAUGGAUGCUUUUCAUUCAGCUCGCGAACGUGAGGAGCGUAUCCGUAGGAACGGUCAAACACCUAGCCACACGCCUACUCCACCUAUGGCUAUUAACAGCAUGAACAAUAACGGCAGCGCCUGGCGUCGCCAGUCUUUUUGCGACCCUGCCUACGCGGGCCCAGAAGGUUUCACUCCACUGACUGUGGUUUGCCCUGGCCCCGUUUAUCCUUUGCCUGAGCAAAUCAACUCCGCGUUUGCUUAUGGUCUUCGCCGAGCUGAUGGCUCUUAUACAAGACUUCUCCCGGCUGAUGAGCUUCCUGCUAUCAACGGUAUCCCUCGUCGCCAAGGUCCAGAGGGACUAAUCAUUGUUCCAGAGCUUCAGCACGGCUCCCCAAAACCAGAGCAUGCUACACCCAUGAUCCCAAACAAGGUACGUUUGGGGGUUUUUUGGAUUCAGAUUAUAUGCUGACAUUAGUUGUUUAAAGGUCGUUGCAAAGCUGCCAUCACUCGCUCCACCAAUGUUCGGACUCAACCAGCAAGGUGGUUUCCGUCGACCAGGUGAUCAAACACAGGUAAGAGGGUAGCUCUAUUUUAAAUGUAUCACCAAUCAAAGUAUAUACUAAUUUCAUUUUCAAGUUGGCCAUCGAUUCAAUCGUUGCCUCCGCCGUGGCCCCACCCAUGAGCGUACCUCCAGCAAACAAUGCGAUGAUCCCUAUGGCAGGUCGACCUGGCGUGAAGAUUUACUGUGAUAAGUGGGUUCACGAAGGCACCUGUGCUUUUACUCAAGUAGGAUGUAAAUUCAAGCACGAGAUGCCUAUGGAUAAAGCCACUCAACUCUUAGUUGGUUUAAACCAUGGACUGCCUAAUUGGUAUCGUAACCAACAAAACGCUUCUGCCUCUCCAAGAAGUGGCACUGGUCAAAUUGAGGCAGCUGGUACAACACCCACAAACGGGACAUCUCGUACGUCUCAAUCUUGGCGCCGUAAAGAAGCCACAUCUUUCUCUCUUCCGACCUCAGCUCAAGGUGGCGCAAAUGGUCGUGGUAUGUUUCUUUAGCAGCUUCUAUUUAUGAUUUAGCAGCAACUGAUUUGAUCACUACAGAUCGUCGUAGCUCAUUUGGUCCAAUUGGUCCUCCUCACACACGUCGCCUCACAAAUUCUUCCUCCGGUGAUUCAAUCAAUCGGACUCAUCUUUCCGUCCCAGAGAACGACGAAGAGAACGAUAACGACGUCAAGAUGCAGUGGAAUGGCCGUGCUCGUGGCUAUACAAACGGCCAGGAACAAGAUCGUCGUCAACAAUAAUUUGCUUUGCCAGAUACUGCGCUCCGGCGAUAUAGAUAUUUAUCUCACUAUCUUCUGCUCAAAGCUUUUACCUCUAUAUCUCAUCUCACUUUUCUGACAUCAGUUCUCCUGGCUAUGCCUCUUUUCUCACACAGUACGAUUUGGUUGAUCACCGUUUUUAAGUUAAGUCAAUAACUUCACCAUUUAGAUGAAGUGGCGAUUGGGAUGUAUGGCACUCGGGACAUAGGACAGAUGGGAUAAAAAAAAUUACUUGCUACUAUAUCUGGGAUUACAAUGUCUAUUUUUCUUUAUUCUUCAGUUUUUUUUUCUUUUGGCAAAGAGAGAGCUUCUUCUCUUCCAUCAACAAAAAAGCAUAGCUUGCUUGCAUAUUCGUUUCAACUCCAGCUAUUGCUUUUGCUUUCGCUUUUGCACAAACGACUUACGAAAAAAUUAUAUUGCCCAGGUGGUGUGUAAUCGAGAAAAUGAAGGAAUGGACAGAAGGGAUGAUGAACAAAAUGGAUGAUAUGAUUGAGACGAAUGAACGAAUGAAUGGAAGUUAUGAUGAACGAUUGGGAGGAAAACUUUGCGGGAGAAUAUUAAAGGUCUUAAAAGCGUUUAUAAAUCAAGGGAAUGAAUGAUGGAUGGAUAUGAAUGAUAUGAAUGGAUAAUUACUUUUUGGGCACGCAGCUAGCUAGCUUACUCGGCACGAGAUUCCUACUGGAUAGUAAUCAAAAUUUUUUUGCAAAUUGCGAAUGGCUUUGAGACUGGUGAGGGGUGGGAGUGCAUAUGUUGAUUUGUUGAUAUAUUGCUUGGCUUGGCGUGAGAGGUUUU
Molecule: messenger RNA, 2423 nt
Organism: Sclerotinia trifoliorum
Lineage: Eukaryota; Fungi; Ascomycota; Leotiomycetes; Helotiales; Sclerotiniaceae
Source: the annotation of a GenBank genome assembly